AAUGGCGGCUCAUCACUAUAAAAGUUUGUAUGAAGAACGCCAUUGUAGCUGAAAUAUUUCUAUGAAAAGACUUCGGUAAGCUCUAUUUGACACAGGACACCACAUAGAAAGUUAUCAACAAUUUUAUACGAGAGAAUUCGCCUGUAAAAUCUCGUCUCUCGUAUCGACGUACCGACAACUGCAUCGGAGCUCUGCCUUUUCUGUAGAUUCAGUCGACGUAUUAAAGUUUAAGUUUUAUAUCACAAAGUAUGCAAGAAGGAGCGAACGAAGGUGCUAAAGAUGGCCAGAAAACACAAGAAGAAACACUGAUUGAUAUUUCUGAUACGCAAACAAAACAAACUGAAAGAGAAAAACGAAGUGUUCGAAAGACUUCAAAGCCACAAGAAAUGGUGGACUCCAUUUCACUUAGUUCUGACGACUCAAUGCCUGGGAUAAAUAGGCGACGUGUGCCAAGGGUUAAUUGCCCUGAAAAGAUUAUUCUUUGUGUUGAUUUAUCACCUGAAAUGAAUGAAGCCUCUUUCCAUAGUCGUACAGCCCCAGAGAGGACAGCAUACCAAUUUGUAAGGAAAGCCUCUCAGAUGUUUGUUAAGAACAAGGCUUACUUGAAUCCAAGCCAUGAAUAUGGGAUCAUAGUUCUUGAAGAUGAAGCAUCAUGGUACCAACAGUUUGAAAGUAACCCUGACACUGUCUGCACAGUGCUGGACCACUUGACACCAAAUGAACAAGAAACAAAGGAGACCUUUGAUAUGGAAAGCUUAUUCCAAGCAAUACAAGGGCGCAUUGUCCUCCCUGAGCUUGAAGACCCUCACCUCCCUCCCCCUUAUGUUGUACGAGUAAUAUUGGUAUAUGGACGAUCGCUGUGCUCUCCAGUUAUAAGUAGUCAUGGAAACCAGAUUCUACGGAGUUUGAUGCAAUCACCAUAUUUUUUCUUUGAUGUACUUUAUGUUCAUCAACUGCCGUCUGAGAACAAUAGAUGCGAGUCGAUUUACGACACAUUCUGUGAACUGGAUGAGGACGAAGUCGGCUACAUGCUCGAAGUCUCUCGAAGUACAACACGCUUGUUUGACCACAUGGCAGCGUUGCUUGCACAUCCACUUCAACGACCAAUACAAAGAGAUACUUACUAUAUGUUGACACUUAAAACGGACGGACAGGAAAGUCAGUAAUUCAUAGGUCAUAUAGGUUUAGACAUAGCUGACAGCAGUCGAUCGCGGGAUUCCUGUGUCCGUUUGCAGAGAUUGUUUAUGUGGAGGAGGGCUGUAUCAUGUUGUUAAGCAGUUUAGCUGAAAGAGUUUAUUUACAAAACCCAGCUCAGCAUUUUGUUAAGAUGAGUCAAAUUUCCUCGGACUCUUGAACUGAAGGUCCUGAAGAGAUUAGAAAUUGCUUGGAUUUUGCGCGUUUCUCGAAUCUUUUCUCAUAUAAUAGGCUUAAGUCAACAUGUUUUGGUGUGAAUGAAGCAUUCAGUAGUUUAUCGUUAGCAUAAUCUCACUGGGCGAAUCGGCAUGAUUCUAGAAAAAUUAAAAUGCGUAUAGUAUUACGUGAUUCAAGAUCUUGACACGCCCUAACUGAAACAUGGCGUCAAAUUGGCAGUCUACGUGCUCGAUAAAGAUUUUUUGGGUGACUUUCAAUCGCUUUGGGAUGACGUCGUCAGUUCAUCAACAUCCGCUUUGCAUAGCAUUACCUCAGCCAAAAAGAUUAAACAGGAUUAGAAAUUACUAGUAAUCUAAUUUACUAGUUUACCAUUACCGCUAUAUUAAAUCACUAUAUUUGGC
Exaiptasia diaphana is the source of this 1772-nucleotide messenger RNA. Its product is annotated as BRISC and BRCA1-A complex member 1. The record is from RefSeq and is a predicted model, not a curated record. The transcript has 8 exons. Gene Ontology annotation, biological process: double-strand break repair; mitotic G2 DNA damage checkpoint signaling; protein K63-linked deubiquitination. The coding region runs from base 249 to 1166 and encodes 305 amino acids. NCBI's taxonomy places the organism in Eukaryota, Metazoa, Cnidaria, Anthozoa, Actiniaria, Aiptasiidae. Gene Ontology annotation, cellular component: BRISC complex; nuclear body; BRCA1-A complex.